Molecule: messenger RNA, 1212 nt
Organism: Gadus morhua (Atlantic cod)
Lineage: Eukaryota; Metazoa; Chordata; Actinopteri; Gadiformes; Gadidae
Product: zinc-finger homeodomain protein 7-like
Exons: 2
Coding region: 37-1212 (391 amino acids)
Biological process (GO): regulation of transcription by RNA polymerase II; somite rostral/caudal axis specification; mesoderm formation
Cellular component (GO): nucleus
Molecular function (GO): DNA-binding transcription factor activity, RNA polymerase II-specific; protein dimerization activity; RNA polymerase II cis-regulatory region sequence-specific DNA binding
Source: RefSeq, a predicted model, not a curated record
AUCCUCACACCUCACCAUGGGAGAGAAGCUUUUCCCAUGGACCCCCAGCCCGGGUGUCAGGCCUGCUCUGAGUGGUUCCCAGGAGCCGAGGUGACCGCCGUAGGUGCCACAUCGCACCUCGGGGGCCUUAUAGGGAAGGCCCUCGACUGCUGUUCCUCACAGAAUCUCCUGCCUCCCUCCGCAGACACACUCACCGAGGAGAACCCUCUACCCACCGUCUUCUACUCCCACCAGCCACCAGCAGCAGCCAUGGAUGUGUCCUAUUGCUCCGCUGCCCUGCUGCCAGAGAUCCACAGCCAGCUCCCGUUUGACUACGAGGCCCUAAUGGGCCCGGGCUGCUGGGCUCCGCCGGCCUGCGACCAGGCCUCCGACUCGGGAUACUUCAGCGCCAGCGGCAGCAGCCUGUCGCCCACCUCCUCCGUGGACUCCUUCAGCUUCUCCCCGGCGCACCUUUCUGCUGCUGCGGCCGCUACUACUGCUGCUACCGCCGCCGCCAUCGCCGGGCCGGAACCAGACGACUUGGACUGUCUGUUGUCCUCCCUGAACAGGCUGACGGGAGCUCCUCCCCCCCCGCCAGCGGCGGCGGCGGCCGUCUCGAGCUGCUCCACCAGAACCCAGCAGUGCGGCUCGUCCCCAGCCAAGGCCCCCGCCAGCUCCGCCGCCGCCUCCACCACCACCACCACCAGAAGGUCCUGGUCCCGGUUCCCCGGCCGGAAGAGGCAGACGGCCAGCGAGCGGGAGAAGAUGAGGAUGCGCGACCUGACCAAGUCGCUGAACUACCUGCGCUCCUUCCUGCCCGCCUCGGUGGCGCCGGCGGGGCAGACGCUGACCAAGAUCGAGACGCUGCGCCUCACCAUGCAGUACAUCGCCCACCUGUCCGCCCAGCUGGGCCACGCCAGCCCGGAGGCCGCGCCCGAGGCCGUAGGUACCGCCGCGCCGCCGACGCAGCAGAACCUUCCGGCCUUCCAGCCAAUGGUGGAGCAGCCUCUCGACGGCAGCUACGUCACGGAGGAACCCCUCCACCACCACCACCACCACCACUUCCGCCACGUCGUCAUGGAUACCAUCAGCCAUCAGCAGAACCAGGCCACAGAGCAACAGGUCCCUCUGCAGAAUCACUAUCAGGGUUCCGGUUCGUUCUGCAGUCCCUUGUUUAACGGGCAGUACUGGACCUCAGCCGACCUCCUGCAGCAGAACAUGUUCUCCUCUUGA